ACACCAAAAAACAUCGUUUCUAAUAUCACCGGAAAAAAAAACACUCAAAAGUUUUUGAUUUCUUUCCUUUGAUCCGCAUUAUCCGUAGAUCAGUCUAGUCCCGCACACAAUAACCAUAUCGAAACAGAGUACGUUUUCAAUGGUAGUAUUUGAGUUGUCAAUGUUCAGGUUUUGGAAGAGGCCAUCCAAUCCCAAAGGAGGUCCGGGAGAUAUAGAGGUUGGUCUCGCCGCCGCCGGCGGCUACUCAAAUGAUGAUGUUGCCGUUCCACACCUUCCUGAAGAUCUUGGUGGUGGCUCUGUCCCUGAAGCUGAGUCAGGCGAUUUGGAAGCCGGUCUUGUUACUACUGAUCUCCCGAGCUCGUGGAGGAGGGGUACGUUGAAGAGAGUAUCUCGCGCGUUGGCGUUUUAUCGAGUGAUAAGCGAUAUGUUGAGGAGGAACACAACAUCUGAUGACCAAUCACUUGUACAACAUGAUGAUGACCAAGAAGCAGAGCAAUCAGCAAACGAACCUUCAACUUCUGGCGGAUUUGGGAUUGGAUUGGACGAACUCGUUCAACUUGUCAAAGAUGGUGGUAGCCUUGAAGCUUUGAAUCGAUAUAAUGGGGCAAGCACACUUGUUCAUGGGUUAACAACUCUGCUCAAGACUGAUCUAAAAUCGGGCAUAGAUCGUUGUGUGGAUGAGAUACAGCAUCGCAGGAACACUUUUGGGUCUAAUACAUACCCUUCCAGAAAGGGAAAGAGAUUCUGGUGCUUUCUCUGGAGAGCUUGCAAGCUUUCUCAUUUCCUGGUUAUCUUGCUUGGUCAAGUAAUUCUUUCACUGCUGCGAGUUAACACAAAGGGUAUCUUCGAUGGAUGGUACGUAGAAGCUUGCAUCAUUUUGGCGAUUCUUCUUUACAUCAUUGUGAGAGCUAUCAUCGAGUACAAGCAGUCUCGUCAGUUUGAAAUCUUGAGAAAGGAGAAGAGAAACGUACACCUAGAGGUUAUUAGAAGUGGCAGAAGAUUCUUGGUUUCUAAUUAUGAUAUUGUUGUGGGCGAUAUUGUACCCCUCAAGAACGGUGGUCAGGUACCUGCAGAUGGUGUCCUGUUUGUUGCAAACUCAUUGAUAGUUGACGAGCAAGAAAUAACUGGCUCAGACGAAUAUGUUCAAAAAGAUCUCCAAAGAAAUCCGUUCCUGUUAUCUGGCUCAAAACUGAUAGAUGGCAUAGGUACAAUGCUGGUUACAAGUGUUGGAAUGAACACUGCAUGGGGGUUUAAGAUGGAGAUUCCACAAGAGACAGACGAAGAAAAGCCUUUUCAGGGAUACCUGAAAUGGCUUGCGAUUUCUGCCAGCUGGUCCUUCGUUUUGUUCGCUUCAGUUGCCUGUAGUGUUCGAUUAGGCCGAUACUUUAGUGGUUGGAGCAAAAAAUCAGAUGGAACUCCAAUGUUUAUUUAUGGAAUCACCACUGCUGAUGAAUCAACAGAAUUUGUGAUCACAUCACUGAGUUUUGGGAUUGCUACGAUAGUAGUGGCAGUGCCUUUUGGACUUUCUAUAGCCGUUCGCUUGAACCUUGCAAAGACAACGAGGAAAAUGAUGACCGACAAACUUUUGAUGUCUGUGGUUGAUGUCUGGGCUGGAGGAAUGAGAAUGCAAGAUAUGGAUAAUGUUUCACAGUUGCCCCCGUUUCUUAAAGAACUAAUCAUAGAAGGCAUUGCCCAAAACACAAAUGGCAGUGUUGUUUUUGAAACGGGAGUCACUGAACCAGAGCUUUAUGGAUCACCAACAGAACAAGCUAUUCUUAGCUUUGGGAAUAAGUUGGGAAUGAAAUUCAAUCAUGCUAGGUCAGCAUCAUUAGUCCGUCAUACUAUACCAUUCAGCCCAAAAAAGAAAUAUGGAGGCGUGGCACUACAGAUUGGUGCACACGCCCACGCUCAUUGGAAAGGAUCUGCAAAAACUAUUCUGAGUUCAUGUGAAAGGUAUAUGGAUGGGGCCAAUAACCCCAGAGGCAUUGAUGAUGAGAAACGAAAGUCCAUUCUCUCUUUAGUUUUUGAAGGAACAAUUGAAGAGAUGUGCAACAAAGGAUUGCGUUGUGCAGCACUUGCUUAUCAACCUUGUGAACUGGAAAGUCUUCCAACAACCAUUAAGGAACCUCGAAACCUUGUUUUGUUGGCUAUUAUUGGUAUAAAGGAUCCUUGCCGGCCAGGCACAAGGGAUGCGAUCCAACUGUGCAAUUCCGGAAGUGUUAAGGUUUGCAUGGUGAUGGACUAUGACGUUUUGACUGCACAAGCAAUAGCAAUUGAAUGCGGGAUACUGACAGAUGCAUCUGGCCGUAAUAUAAGGACAGGAGCCCAAUUUCGUGAACUAACCGAUCCACAAAGAGAGCAGAUCGCCGGAGACAUCUUAGUGUUUGCUCAAUCUUCUCCCGACGACAACCUUCUGCUUGUCCAAGCACUGAAGAAAAGAGGGCAUAUAGUUGCAGCCACUGGGAUGGGAAUACAUGAUCCAAAGACACUACGCGAGGCUCAUGUUAGCCUUGCAAUGGGAGUUGGAGGGACCGCAGCAGCAAAAGAGAAUUCCGAUAUCAUUAUACUAGAUGAUAAUUUUGCUACGAUUGUCAAGUGUAUCAUAUGGUCUCGAUCUCUAUACACCAAUGUCCAGAGAUCUAUCCUAUUCCGGCUCACUGUCAGUGUAUCAGCAUUGGCUAUCUGUGUGGUUGAGGUUGUAGUUUAUGACGCAUUUCCACUUAACGUCGUGCAGUUUCUGUGGCUUAAUCUUGUUAUCGACAUCUUAGGAGCAUUAGCGUUGGCAUACAGACCAAGUUCUGGUCACCACUUAAUGGGAAAGCCACCGGUUGGUAUAAGAGAUCCUCUUAUAACCAAGGCGAUGUGGUCCAAGUUGAUAAUACAGGUAAUUUACCUAGUGCUGUCGCUGGUACUCAUAAAUUCUGAGAAGCUACUGAAGCUGAAGCAUGGUCAUACCGGCAAUGCGGAAAAAGUGAUGAACACAUUUGUAUUCAAUUCCUUCGUCUUCUGCCUGGUUUUUAAUGAGUUUGAAAUCCGAAGUGUAGACCAAACCUUCAAACAAAUCCUUAGAGAGAAUAUGUUUCUCGUUACAAUAACCUCAACUAUCAUCUCUCAGAUAAUCGUAAUAGAGUUGGCAGGCUUUUUAAGUUCUUCCACCAGGCUUGACUUGAAAAAAUGGGUGACGACAAGUCUUUUGGGAUUGCUCAGCCAAGUCGCCAAUCGCUACCCUUACCCGGUCAACCAAUAUUACCAAUCAACCAUUCCUCCUAGGUUUACCGCUAUAGCUAUGGAGGAAAUGCCUUUAUCGGCGCUAUUUGAGCAAGCAAGGAAAAUUCAUCUUGCUGCUUCAGAGUCCGGUGUUGAUCAGGAUGUUGUGAAGAAAGGAUGUGAGAUGUUUCAGAAGUGCGAAGAUAUGAUCGGGAAGCUGGCGCUGUUUUCGUCUAACGAGACUAAAGAAGAUAUUAGCACCAACAAUCUCAAAUAUCUUUUGGUGCCUUACUAUCUUGCGGACCUGACGGAGAAAAUCAUACAGGAAGACCGGAUUCAAAUUGUCAAAGCCUCGUAUGCAAAGUUGAAGGAGUUCUUUUCGUUCUGUGAGGCAAUGGAGCUUGUUCCGGAUGAGGAGUUGGAGGCUUCUUCACGAGGAGGUUCCGGUGCACCUGCAGAUCGAAAGGCUCUGAAGAUAGCUCGGUUCAAACGUCAAAAGGCUGCAGAGGCAAAGCUUCUUGAAAUUAAAGAGAGGAAGGAGCGACGUGGACGUUCCACUAAAGCAGCAGCCUUGUCGACUCCGGUUGAAUCUGGAGAAGAUGAUAUUCCAGAUGAUGACAGCGAAGAAGAGAGAGAGGCCUGGCUCUCCUCAAUUAACUUGGCUGUUUGUAAGAUAAGAGGAAAUGCUCUCUGCAAUAAAGGAAAGACAGUUGAAGGAUGGAGGGAUGGGUUUUCUCGGGAUGCUCUUGAUGAUCGUACAAAGAAAGCUGAAACCUGGCACAGAGACGCUGCUGCGAGGGUACGGUACUCUAACCCAGCACAACCAAUCACUUGUGCUACAUUUGCACAAGAUGUGUUAGAAGGAAGAGCUUCGGUAUCAGAAGGUCACGAACACAAGCACCAACCUCUUAUAUUCGGUCCAGCAAGCAUCGUGGGUGGACCGCUCUCUACACAGAGAGAGAGGAUGAUAGCUCAGGGAUACCUGAAAUGGCUUGCGAUUUCUGCCAGCUGGUCCUUCGUUUUGUUCGCUUCAGUUGCCUGUAGUGUUCGAUUAGGCCGAUACUUUAGUGGUUGGAGCAAAAAAUCAGAUGGAACUCCAAUGUUUAUUUAUGGAAUCACUACUGCUGAUGAAGCAACAGAAUUUGUGAUCACAUCCCUGAGUUUUGGGAUUGCUACGAUAGUAGUGGCAGUGCCUUUUGGACUUUCUAUAGCCGUUCGCUUGAAAGCAUCAACAACCUGGCACAGAGACGCUGCUGCGAGGGUACGGUACUCUAACCCAGCACAACCAAUCACUUGUGCCACAUUUGCACAAGAUGUGUUAGAAGGAAGAGCUUCAGUAUCAGAAGGUCACGAACACAAGCACCAACCUCUUAUAUUCGGUCCAGCAAGCAUCGUGGGUGGACCGCUCUCUACACAGAGAGAGAGGAUGAUAGCUCAGGUUUUCCAACCAAGUCACAGGAUGCCUACAAUGUGCAUAGAGGAUGCUGGAUUAACAGAGAUGAAUAUAAUGAAUGAUUGGCAAGAGCAGACGAAAAAAGCCAUUGAAGAAGCAACCACCUCAUGGUACAGUGAUAAAUCUCUGAGAAGAAAGGAAGAGGACGAAGAAGAUGAUGAUGAAGACAGGAAGCUGUAAUGAAAGCUAGAGCUUUCGAUGAUUGGAAGGAUGAUAAUCCUCGUGGUGCAGGUAACAAGAAACUCACACCUUGUGGCUGAGAGAUUGAGACUGAGACACAUAUUUGACACUGUAUCCCUCUUUUGUUUCUUAUUUCCAAAACAUCUUCUUGCACUUAUGAUGUCUGUAAUGUAAUCAUCUUUCUACUGUAAACCUUAAGACUAUUACAGAUUUACAGCAUAAAAGUUAACUACUGGU
Arabidopsis arenosa is the source of this 5077-nucleotide messenger RNA. The record is from the annotation of a GenBank genome assembly. NCBI's taxonomy places the organism in Eukaryota, Viridiplantae, Streptophyta, Magnoliopsida, Brassicales, Brassicaceae.